AUCGUCACUGAAAAGAGCAUUUUUUUAACUCAAGCUGGUCGCGACGGAAGGACACGGCAAAAACAAGUAUUGGUCUUCCCAAGACCGGAUCGGAAAUCUGGCCGUGCCUCACAGUCGAAGGGCAUGUUUACCACUUUCAUCGGCUUAAUUGAUAUUCAAUCAUGGUGGGAGGUGCCCUGCAUUGCGCACUUUUGUUCGCUGUUUAGUACCACCUUCCAGCUGCCUAGGUUUGACAUUGAGGAUCUUGAAGAGGCCCUUCUCACAGAUGCCGAUGCCGAGGGUGAAGUAGAUCUGAAAGUAUAUACCGCGCGUCUGCUGCCGGAACUGAUCGUUGCACUGUUGAAGGGCUGUGACUCGCUUGCACAGAUAGGUGCACACAUCAGCCCAAGUAACUAUCAGAUGUUCCUGAGACGUCUGUUCCGUCAAAAAUGUCAGGAAUAUAAUGUGGAUAAUCCCUUCAAUACCGAUACGGACUUUGAAAAGUUGCCGUUACGAACCAAGAUCCUGAUAUUGAAGUAUCUAUGCGAUUUUCGCCUAGAUUCCGAGGACGUCAAUACUACAUUUGCAAACUACGAAGCAGAUAGUUUGCGGCUGGAACCGAUAGGGUACGAUCGUAAAGGAUCUUCGUACUGGCACUUUUUUGGCACACGUUUGUAUCGAGAAGAUUACGUGAAAGGUGGUAAAUCAAAAUCGGCGAAAUCUUCUGUCUGGCAGGUGAUUUGCUUCACCGAAGAAGAUUGGCGAAAUUUAGCGAACAAGCUCGACAAAUCCAACAACGCUAAGGAGCGCAACCUGCACGAUCUGUUGGUGGAAAAUUUUCUGCCUCACAUUCCGAAUUUAUUUCAUGAUAAGGAAAGAGAGCGUCGAAAUAGGCUUUUAGAGCGGCCCAGAUCGACUCGGAUAAAACUGUUGCAGGAAGGUAAAAUUUUGCGCCUGCAGGAGCAACAGCAACAACAAAAAGAGCAAGAAAGAAUAAUUUUGCGCGUGCAGGAGCAACAGCAACGUCAAAAAGAGCAGGAAGAGGAAGAGAUUAACCGGCAAAUACUUGCGGAAGAGGUGCAACGAAAGGCACUUGAAGCACGUGCGAAACGAGCCAAACGACGAUCUCGAUCCAAUUCCGUCACAAGUAUAGUUUCGCCAUACGAUAGCUCCCCAGACGAGGCAUCCCUUCUCACGCGUGAUUUUAUUUUUCAGCCAAAAGAAAACGCAUUCCGUAACAAAGCAAAUAGCCCAUACCUUUAUCGCAGCGUCACUAAUUUGAGAGGUUCUACUUCUCCAUCAGUAGAUUCGCUGGUCUAUUGCGGUAACGACGAACCUAAAGCUACUACCAGCCCAAUACGCAGCGUGUCGGUUGCGUCAUCAACACGAUCAAGCUCGGUUUGUUCCCGUGAUCGAUGUAACUUUGGUUGCAACAGUAGCUACGGUCGAUCGGAGGACAGUGAAAGCCAGUACGAUACCAAACCUGCGAUCUACAACGAUUCGUACUACAUUGUUAGCAGGCGAGAGGACAGCGAAAGUGUCCACAGUUUCAGCGAUAUCGAGGCGGAGAACAACAUCAACAGUGGCAACACAGAUACGAACAACAAACAGCAACUGGUGGAAUCGUUGGAAUCUUCCUCCAUCAUCAUCAAACCAUUGUGUCAGCAGCAAACGAAAGCGGAACGGAAAGAUCGUCCCGUCCGAUCGGUCAGUGCUGAAGUGGAAAAGUUACUGCGCUCCAAUCACAACAUGGCACCGACAGCAACCAAACUACCUGGUCGACAAACGAACAAUUCAUUAUCAUCCGUUACCGGGCCGGUCAUAUUGCCAUUCGGCGAUGCAUCGGCUAAAAGCACAGCAAGUAACAGCGGUAAGGGAAAUGAUACUGCGACGCCAGGUACAAACCAGGGCCGGAAAAAGAAGGGCAAGACUACGACCGUUAUAACAACCGCCGCUACCUACGAAAACACUAGUUUCACCAAAACUGGCUGUUCCGCUUCCUCAAUUUUCGUAUCCUCAUCUCUUAGCUUCACCGAAACCGAUGAGGUUCUUCAGAUUGGGAUGCACAAGGUGCUAGAAAGCAUCAAGAAUCACGACGAUGCCUGGCCAUUCAUGGAUCCGGUCGAUGAGGACAUUGCACCGAAGUAUUACUCGAUCAUACGAAGGCCGAUGGAUUUGCAAAAGAUGGAAGAAAAGCUGGACAAUGGAGAAUACAUGAUGUUCAGCGAUUUCCAAAACGAUUUCAAAUUGAUCGUCAACAAUUGUCGGUUGUACAAUGGGCAAGCGAAUGAAUACACGGAAAUGGUGAACAACUUGCAGAUUGCAUUUGAACGUGCCAGAAAGAAAUAUUUCGACGAAAACUCAUCGGACGAAGAACUCAUGAACCACGAGUAUCCAGAUGUUAGCCGAGCGAAUGCCGCGUUUAAAGAAAAGUUUUCCUCAAAGGAAAGUAGCAAACCAAUCUCCUCCGACACGGUGAAUGGAAAGAGUGAACGGCAGCAGCACAGCAAACCUUCGAAGGAAACGGGCAAAGCACCAGACCACGGAAAGGAAAAGUCAAAGAAAAGCGCUAAUAGUUCCGGCGGCAAUGGCAAUAAUAGUUUAAGUGCAAAGUCCAACACCAGCACCAAUGCAAACUCCAAAGAUAGUGUUGAUGCCUCAUUCCGGGGGAAUGACAAACCGUGCAAAGAAUCUAAAACAAAAACAGUGAAAAGUGGUACGGCGGCUGUAGCGGAAAAGAAGGGUGGAAAAAAUGUGUCAGGGUGCAAGAAACAUCCGACAACGGUCGGGGCUGCUGGGUCGAAGAAACAUAAAACAAACAAACAACAAGAAGUGGAGUCGGAACCGGAACCAGAUCCGGAACCGCCGGAAAAGGAUAAAAGCGCAUCGCGAGUGAACAAAAGUGUGAAACGCAAGCGAAAAGAAAAAGAGAAAACUGAUAAAGUAAAAAGCAAGAAACAAAAAACAGAAGAAGGUGAUUACAGUGAUAUGGACGUGCCGGAGGAUGAGGAAAAUAUGGACGAUAAAAGUGAAAACGAGCGGGAGUGUAGUGAGCCGGAACGGAAACGUCACAGGAAGGAUCAUGGGAUGGAACAUACGGAACCGGUGAGAAAUUUGCAGGGCGAUGCUGAUACCCUCGCGAAGGGGGACAGUAAAGUGGUGGAAGAUGUGAAAGAAGAAGAGGACUUUCCAGUGUAUGAGAGUAAGAAGAAGGCCGCGAUCAAGGCAUUGCAGGAGAAGGAAAAAAAGAAAAACAGUGCUAAAGUGAAGAAGGAAGAAAAGAAAAUCAACAAAACGCCGAAAGGGGCUAAAGGCAAGGAUGUGAAACGGGAAACGUUUUCCCCGUUACGGGUGCGAUCGAUGUCGCGGUCACCCAGCCCAUCUUCAGUGUUUUCAUCGCCCAAGAAACAGUCACCCGUUCGGUCACUGAGUCCAAAGAAAAGGGAAAGCGCACGUGAUCUAUCUUCCGAUGCAGGGGAUCAUCAUUCGGUGCAAGAUAAAAAUGGGUCCAAAAAGGGGAAGGAUAAAACCGGCACCGAAAGCAAUGACGGUCAUCAAAAACAACACAAGAAAGGAGGAAGCACUAUGAAGGCAGGAUCUGGCAUAGCGGUGGCCAAGUUAGAGAAGAAGACAAAAAAGUUGGGCACUCUUCCAUCGGCGAAGGGGAAAGGGCGUCAAAAGAAGGCGGGAAGUGGUAAACAGAAAACAGUAACAGACCUGGUGGAAGAGUCAGAGUACGAAGAAGUUGCGGAUGAUCGGCGAGAUUCGCCACAAAUUCACACCAAUGGCGAACGCAUCGAUGCGACAGACAUGAGUGACUUUGAAGACAUUGAAGACAUAAGCGUGAAGGUACGUGAUACCAGGGUCGACGAACCGGCAACAAACAAACCAUCGGAUAAAACAAAAAGUAAGAAAAACAAAACGAGCAAGAAAAAUGUCGGAAAAUCAAGUGCUACUGAACAUCACCGUGGUAAAAAGAGUGGCAGUAAAAGCAAGGUAAAGGGAAAGGAUAAAAAGGUGGACAAAAAGUCCCACAAGCGCGAUAAAAUCGGCAAGGGAAAGAAAAAGUCUAAAGCUUCCAACAACGAUCGUGCGGUUGGAGAAGAUCGGGAAACAAUGUCGAGUAUUGGCGAGGACGAAGACGGGGUGGCUUAUGAUCAGGAUGUGGAAGAGUUCGCGAAUGUAGAAAAAAGUGCCUCUAAAUCCGUAAAGCAGUCGAAAGAUUUGCGUUACACAGCACAGCGAUCGAUGUCACGGUCCCCAAGCCCAGCCAGAUCAUAUUACUCUGACGAUCGCUCGAUCCAGGAUAGCGAUGAAGAGAAUGACGAUGCUCACAAUGAACGAGGUUCAUCGCCGCACAAGCAAACCGAUGAUUCGUUUUCAGCCAACCGGUCGAUCACACCUGACAUAAAGGAUAAGUUUGAUCUCAUCAAGGAACGCCGUAACAGGGCAGCGGCGGCAGCUGCAGCAGCAGCAGAAAGUAAGGCGAAAGCCAAACAGGCCAAAGCUAAAGGAAAAGAUGCCGCGACUACGGCAGCCCUGGGGAAGAAAGGUAAAUCGUCCAAGGGUAGCGGCAACCGGGGUCAAAAGCAACAACGUGACCUAGUAGAAGAAAAUUCCGUUCUCAGUGCAAGUGCCUCUUCGUCCAGCGGUAACCGACACCAGCAAGAUGAAGAUGAAAAAACUUCCAGUGAGAGCAAAUCAACAAAAGCUGUUGGCGGUGGUGGUGGUGCCACAUCGAAAGGGAAGAAAAAUCGAGAUAAAGCAAUGAAUAACAGUAGCGAGUCGGCUACUGUUUGGGCCAAACCGAGUGACAAGAAACAUGCGCGCCCGAGUUCAUCAGCUGACAACGCGAAAUUAGUCGACCGAAGUAACGAGUACGAUUUUGUGGACGAUAGCUUAACGGCCGACUCUAAGGUGAAUAAGAAUCAUGCCAAAUCAACCCCUGCUAGCGGUAGUGCAUCCAAAACGGGGAAAAAAUCGACGGCUGCUGUGGGAUCUACUGGACAAACGGGUACGGCCUCUCAGAAGCAUCCAAAAUCGAAUGCAAAAGCUGCUAUGCCAUCGUCUUCUGGCAAACACUCGAAAACGGCUGCAAGUUCGGGUGUAAGUGGUGGUGCAGGUGCUACUGGCGCAAACAUGGAGGAGUUGGAGCUAGAGACAGAACAAACACUGAAAGACAUAAACAAGUGGCUAGAAAAUACGCCACGUUUUCCCGAGUACAGUUCGGCUAGCAACUCUCCAUCGCGGUACAUCAUGGACGAUUUCGACACGGUACCGGUGAAAAUCGAACCGGCCGAUUUCCGCAAACCGAUUCCACUUUCCCAAUUGCCCGCGGCAAACGAUGCUUCUGCCGGUCCGUUACGAGGGGCCAGUCCAGGACUGGCGACGCCAGCAGCUCCCCCGAAGGCAUUUUCACCUCGAGCAGCCGCCAAUGCAAAGGAUUCACAAUCCACCUCAUCGACUGCUGGAAAACAAUCGGGUACGAAAUUGCCAUCACAGCCGAAAGAUGGCACUAGCAAAAGUGAAUCGGGAACGGUUGGGUCUGAGUCCAUCACCGUUGCUACCGCGUUGAAAGACUCUACCAACAGUAACAACGGUGGAUCGAGCGGUGGAGUUGGUUCUUCGACGGUUGCCAGCAAAGCUGCAGGCUCUACAAGUCACACUAUUUUGGGUCCACCGCCGAUCAUACCACCGCACUCACAGAAAAAGGAACCCAAAGAACCUAAGCGAAAAUCUUUAAAGGAAAAGCUAUCCCUUGGGCUGGGAGUGGGUGGACGCAAACGUGAGAUGCAUCACCAUCGUACGACAAUAGAUCGAUUACAGCCGGGCAAAACCAAGGGUAACCUCAUAGGGACGAUUCAGAAUCUCAACAAACCGGAUGAAUUGUUCCCGCUCGGUGGUAGUAGUGGAGCUGGUGGUAGCACUGGUGCUGGCAGUAAUCAACUCAGCAAAGUAAAGGAAGUGAAGAACUCGUUGAUCGUUAAGACGGACGAAUCGAAACCGAAACUAAGCCUCGGUACGGUGUUGAACACGGAAGGAUUUGGCCUCGUGCAACAGCACAACUUUGCCGAUGACGAUGAUGAUCCGGAACGACGCUCGUUGGGAUCUAAAGAAGACGGAGGCGAUGAGGAUGAACCGAUCGGUAGCGGAGCAGCAAAGCCGUUGAUGAGUUCGCUGAAGACUGUUACACUGGUCAAUGUCGGAGGAGGUUCGCCAUCGGGUGGCAGAGAAGGAGGGUCAGGCUCAAAGAAGGAUGAACCUUCCAACUCAACGGUAGCAGCUGAAAAACCAGAAGCUAGCAACGAUCUCGUUACUGCAGAGGCAAAAAGCUCGACGUCUUCUGCAGCUGUGGAGAAAUCGUUUUCCACAGAGGAUGCAAAAUCGGGAAAAGAGGAAGCAAAUGUAAAGGAUCCGCAAAAUAACAAAAACAAGGAUAAGCCAUCUGCAACGCCUAACCUUAACGCUUGGAUUAAGGCAUUUGGUGCUCCCAAAAAACCGAAAAAGUCCGAUGACAUGGAAGAAGGUCCGAGUAAGGGUUCGCCUGUAAGCGAUAAAAGCAAGAUUAACGAGAAUACUUCCACGCAAUCAUCCUCCAACGAAUCCUCGUCCGGCAUUGGCAGUCUUCCCACUGUACCCGGUAGUCUCGAAAGCCCCAGCUACCCAACACUUCCGACUGUGCCUCGGCAAAGAAAAGCGAGCACCGGUAGCACUGUGAGUGAACGGUCGUCAUACAGCCAAGAUCCGGACAGUCCGCGUAUUGGCAUCGAUGAGCGGCUCGGGACGUAUCCCGCUCCGUAUCCAAGCCCGAUCGGUGCAUCACCGAUCAUGACGUCACCAAAGUUGGACGAAUCGCAGAAGAGUCCCUAUCAUCCACUAAACGGCGCGAUCAAGGUUGGUUUCUAUCAGGACACCACCCAGAAGAGCAGCCCAGAGAAGAGUUGCAGUCCGCGCGAUCUUCCAUCGCCGUAUCCUCAGUACUCGCAGCACCUUUACACAUCCAACACAGCGAACGCAGCUGGUAAUACGACUGGUACAAACAAUAGCAUUGGUGGUAACACCGCGGUAUACGGCAACUACUCAUCAUAUGGUGGUACAGCGUCCGCCAUCGGUUCCACGGGUUCAAACGUUAACCAAAAUAAUCCGACCACCGGCAGUGUGACGGAUAGUUUUAAAGGUUACGGAAAGGAGCUUAAAUCGCCGGUCGAUUUCUACGAACAGUACAAACAGCCGGCUUCGCAGGAAUCGGACUACAACUCUUCUAUGAGCCCCAGUACAAAUCCUAACUCUCCAUAUCACAACCCGGCGUCGUCACCCUACCAGCAGCAACCGAACUCUCCUUCUUGCUAUCAACAGCAAACGGCGGCUUCUUCCUCCCCGUACGGGCACCAGCCUCCAUCGCUUGCUUCACCCGCCUCUUCGGGCGGUCCACUAUCACCAUACAAUGCGCCAGCCGUACCGCACAGUCCGGCUACAAGUCAAACUACGCCCGGAAGUGUCAGUGGUCACUCGCCGUAUAAUCCCAACCAGGGACAGUCGCCUUAUCACAGCAAUCAGGCUCCUUCAGCCUCAACGUCACCAUCCGCCGGGACCACGGUGGGGUCUGCCGGUCAACCUAAGCUGCAGUCCAAACCAAAUACACCGUUACACCAAAGCCCCAACUCACCGUUUUCACAAUCAAACCAAAGUUCGCCCUAUUCUCAACAAGAUCCCAACUCACCCUAUUCUUCCCAAGGUGGCCAACUGUCGCCUUUUCAACCGAUGUCCCCUAAACCGCAGCAGGCUUCGUCUGCUGUAAGCACCGGCAACAAUAACAGCAACAGUACUAACAGUAAUCCAAUCAAGCUGGCACCACCGAUUAUAACACCCCAGCAAGCAGCAGCAGCGGCUGGUGUGAUUCUUCCGCCCGAGUCUCCUGUCCACUCCCAAGCACAAGCGACACCGCCGGCUGGAGUGAGCCAGGCACAAAACCUGACCGGAGGAAAUGGCACCGGCAACGGUGCUAAUAAUCAACCAUCCAGUACAGCAGGAGCAACAAUCCCAUCAGCACCAAUGCAACUGAAUUCACACCAGUCGCCCUGGAGUGCCCAUCACAAUCAGUACAAUCCGUACUUGAACCAUCCGGGUGAUACGGCUGGCGGAGCUGGAAGCAUGACCUCUUCGUUGCCACCAGCUCCGGCACACAUGCCACCGUCGCAGCAGGGGCACCUAAGCAAUGUGCACACGCAUCCAUCGCCGGCCCACACACAACACCAGCAACAUCAACAGCAACACCAGCAGCAACAUCAACUGCAGCAUCAGCAGCAACUCCAGCAAGAUCAUCAUCAACAGCAUCAACAAAAUCAUCAGCAGGCCCACGGGCAUCAUCUUGCAACGGCACAGCAACAACAGCAAAGUCAUCUCGGUAACCUGUUGAUGGGAUCCAACAAUAAUCCAUACACUUCCACUUACGGGCGAUCACCAUACGAUCUUAAUUCGGCGUCAGCUUCGACGACUGCGGCAGCAGCAGGAUCGGGAACAACAACGGCGUCCACUAUCGAUCACCAUCAUGCUGCGCAACAUCAUUCACAGCACCUGCACCAUCAGCAACAGCAACAUACCGCUCAUCAGCAUCAUCAACAACAGCAGCAUCCUAGUUUAAGCGGGCUCAGCAACAAGAACAGCCCUAGCGCGGCCUCUAUCACCAACUCUUCGAAAGUACCUGAAAUGAUAAAUCUAGGCUAUAGCGAACCAGAAACCAAUAGCACCAAAACAUCGCAGGACGUUCCGAUGAACAUGGAAUCCUCGGGAAGUAUGGCCGGCGGCGGUCUUGGUAAGGAGAAAAGUGACGGUACUAAAGACAACAAACACUUGCAACAGCAGCAGCAGCAACACCAAAUAUACGAUCACCACAUGGGUGGCAUGGGUUACGGGAACCCGAUGGAUAUAUCCAUCAGCAAGUCGAAAGCGUUCGAUAUGUUUAAUCGUGCUGCGACGAUGGCUUUUCCGCGUGGGUUUGGCGCUCCGGGCGUGCAUCAGGCAACGCCCAUCGGCAACUCGAGCAGUACGGCCAACAACGCCGCUAGCGGUUAUGAUCAUCGUUCCAUGCAGCAAGCGACCAACAUGAAUAAGGCACACGAUAUGAGCGGUGGUGGAACAGCGUCAAGCGGGUCCUCCACGACGACACCCGGCUACAAUAUGCAACAACAAUCCGCCGGUGGAAAGUCGGCCUCAGGGAAUCAACACGCCGCGGGUGAACAACCACAUCUCCCGCGGUACGAUCAGCGCAGUCCGCAACAUUUGCAGCAGCAGCAGCAGCACCAACAACAACAGCAUGGUGGUGGUCCUUCCGUUGCUGGUUCUACAUCGCAGGCAAGCAACACGGCGGAUCUCAGCAGCAGCACCGGCGGAGGUUACAAACCGUACGGUACAUCGACAAGUUCGGCCACCCCUGCAUCGCUGAUGGAUCCAGCAAUACGCAAUCUCAGCUCCCUAACGUCGCUGUACAAUCCGGACGAUCGUCUACACGGUGGUCCAGGUGGAAGCGGCACCACUUCUGGGGGCUCCGGUGCUGGAUUCUACGACAAAGGUAUACCACCGGCUGCGCACAUGUUUAGCAAAAACCUGCCCCAACCACCUCCAGUGUCAUCGUCGGCCGCCACAACGGCGUUGCAACAGAUGUUCAACAACACCAUGGCGGCCACUUCGAUGGCCGCUUACAAUGCUAACCGCGAGCAGCCGAAUGCUGCGUCCUACGUGCCAUCACCGAACUAUCAUCACCCGCAGCAACAUCAACAGCGCAACGAUUUGAUGAGUGCGGGCAGCAUUCAGUCGCAAAAACUAUCCCACAAUGCCAAUGUGCCACCGACGACGGGCAGUGGUGCUUCCGUCAGUGAACCAGCGCCGGCACCGGUGAAACCAAAGCGAACGAGAAAAAAGAAAGACCAAAAUCAGGAACUGCUGGCUCAACAGCAGCAGCAGCAGCAGCAGCAGCAACAACAGCAGCAGCAAUCACUACAUCAACAUGCAAUGCAUGCCGCACACCAGCAACAAGCGCUCAGUGCUCAUCAAGGUUUCCCACCCUACCCUGGACUGAAACCGCCGAACCCUUCCGCAUCGGGCGGUGGUGGUCCGACUGGAAUGGGUUCGUCGUCUGCCGCUCCCGGUGUAGUUGGAAAUCCGGCGAGCAGUGGCGCAGAAACGUCCGCAAUAUCUUUGAAAACGGCCAACAUAGUGCCCGGCAGUGCGUUUAACUUUGGUCCCGGUCCAACCGGACUCGGUUUACCCCCGGGCAGCCUGUACGGGGAUACGUCUGCUAGCACGUACCUGGAAGAUUCGUAUCGUAACCCCCAGAACCCAUACUACCUACCGCCGACCCAUCGUGGAACAGCAGCGGGUUCUGGUGGCCCCGGUACGGAAGCGGAUAAGUUGGGCAAUCCAAUCGGUGCUCAGCCGACGGCCCCGGGUUCAGUGGCAGCAGCCGCCGCCGUUGCAGCUGCCUCCGCUGCGGCUGUGCAUGGUCCACCGCCACCGACCGCUGCGUCCCCGUACCAUCAGUUCUUGGCUUCGCAUCAUGGCACGCGUCCGUAUCAGUUCAUGAACCAGUUUGAUCCACUCCAUCAACAGUACCUGCGACAGGAAGAGCUUCGGGCUCAGAUGAUGAUCAACCAGGGGCUUCUGGCGGCACCACCCGGUGGAGCUCCCGUUGCGUACGGGCAGCCGGGCUAUCAUCAUCCCGCGAUCGGCAUGCACAAGCCUUACGACGCGAUGAACAGCAUGAACCGAUCGCCAUUCCUAUAACAUCCACAACCACCGAUCGGUGCGAACUUAUCGGAAGGACAGCAGUAGGCACAUGAGGUGAGAAGAUGUUUGUGGAAUGCAAGUUACAUCUCCCCCAGAACGUACAUCACAAAACGUUUAUCUCAGUUAACGUUUUCCUUUGUUCUAAGAACGACAUGAACAGGAAUUGUUGGUGAAUGUGUAGAGUUGGGCGCGCCAAAACAACCGGUUUUCAAGGCUCUUGAUUCUCAAAUUAACCUCUUACGUUGCUAUAAUAAGUUGAACAGUAAUAUGAAACCAAGAUAAACCUUUCUUCAUAUUUCAAGGAAAAGGUGCUACUAACUAUACUCAAUGUUUCAACGGAGACGUAUUACGUAGCUGCUACUGUACCGUGCACUAGCUGCAGUGACAAAUAGUAUAGUAUUUAGAAGAGAUUUUUUUUAUAGUUUGACCAUACUAAUGUACUGUUUGUGAAAACCGUAAAGAGUGUGUGAGUUCGUUAUUUAAGCCUUCGUUCCUGCUACCAGGAUAUCUCGUCUAUGUUUUGUCUUGGACGACUAAUCAGUAAUAAGUGAAAGUUGUUUAUGUCAGGAAGGAAAAGACUUAGCAAUUGUCUAAGUGGCUAGUUGUCUGCAGUCCAUUCAGCAUGAUGUUGAGUGUUAAUUAUGAUAUUGCUCUGGCACAGUUUCAGUUUGUCACGCUCAUUUGAUUGCUCGUUUCUGUACUCUUCAAAUGUUGUACUCUGUACGCUCUAAACAAAGUGUAUGGGUUAUAGAACGAAUGCCAACAUUAACCAAGCGAUGGUUUCCAGAAGAAAAGGCUAAAAUGAAACAUCCUUACCAAACACAAUUUUACAAUCAGUUUGAUCGUGAAAAAUGUUUUGAUAUGAUUACACUUGGAAUUCGAUUUACCAUGGUAGCACCAUAGUGAACGUCCUUCCCCGCAGAGGCAAAUCAUAUGACACAUUCCCACACACAUACACAGGGUUUGACCGGAGCGUUGAUUUUUUCCACAUUGCGAGUGGAAUACACAUUUGAACAAAUUCACCCAGUAAUAGUAAAAAAUCAUAUUUUAGCGGUAAAUGUAAACAACAUGUGCUAAACAAACACUAAACGAUAUUCUUAUUAGUGAGGUAACAAGAAAACUUUAGGUUCGAAUCCCAUUACGCCUUAUUUGUAACGUAACUCCCAGCAAUGAAAAACAAAACCGUGGAAGCAGACGAACCAGAGUGCAUACAAACUAGGAUAAUAGAAAGUUAAUUUAAUAACUAAGCUACACAAAAAACACACACUCAGAAAACUAAGAGGAAUGGAAAGAGAGAGCAUAUACGUGCGGAAACAAAAAAGUACUUUAGAUGUUGCAUUAUAAUCAAAAUUGGACUAAGAGAUCUAUUUAUACAUGAGCAUCACACAGGGGAUGCUAACAGUUUGUAUCUGUGGAUUCAAAUACUUAGUUGUUGGGUGGGUACGAUUUAGUUCUGGUGUGCUUCUGCUCAUCACGCGCAAAAACGCGAAAGUGUGCUUUUGAAUGCUUUGUUUGUGUACAGUUAGUUUGAUCCAUCAACAAAUGAUGCAAAACAAUUGUAUAAUCCUUAAAGUGAAUAAAAUGUAAAUCAAUGAAAUAUGUAGUACCGAACCCCGAAACAAGGCAAACCGAUCACUGUUCUCUCUUCCUUUCUCUCUUUCUGGCUCUCCCGUUCGGCUAGACCAUUCUGCAUCUGGUAGUACGAUCAUGGACUGGGACUGGUGUAAAUAGAUAUGUUUUAAUACAACAAGGCCGUGCUAUUUUUUAGGGUUUGUUUCACUCCAAAUGCUAUCAGCACCACAACGGACAUAUUCAACUUUUGAACUUUUUUUGUUUCGGUGUCUGUUUUGUAAAUAAAUUUAAAACCACGUUACACUAGUGAUUCUAUCCUAGCCAUUCAUACGACCAAUAAGAUUUUUCUUUGCUAGAAAGGAAAAUGAAUUAUGAAAUCUUCCGUUCCUUGUAUACAUGUUGUAUGUACGUAGGUGCGUAGACUAUAAGGAAUCAACUUGUUAAUUUGUAGCGUAAAAGAUUAACGAAGGCAUGGGCGAACUAAUGGGCGGCGAAAGAAAACCCCAGGAAAAAAUAGGGGAAAACAAUUAGUACGUUUAGGUGUGAAAAAUCAUUUAACAACAAAUGCGAUGCGAAAAUGCGUUUUAGGAAAUACGAUAGCCAUCUCGGGAUAGAUUAGUUCAAUGCACGUUUUACCGAUACCCUGAAUCGCUCCACAACCCCGAC
Messenger RNA from Anopheles moucheti, 12999 nucleotides. It is a transcript of the gene dikar, whose product is annotated as mucin-19. The record is from RefSeq and is a predicted model, not a curated record. Gene Ontology annotation, biological process: chromatin remodeling. Lineage: Eukaryota; Metazoa; Arthropoda; Insecta; Diptera; Culicidae. Gene Ontology annotation, cellular component: CERF complex. The transcript is spliced from 11 exons. Gene Ontology annotation, molecular function: protein binding. The coding region runs from base 124 to 10758 and encodes 3544 amino acids.